AUGACGGGACGGGAGGGGGGAGAGGAGGGAGGGAUAAUCAAGCCGAAGAAGAAGGUGCCCCGACCCGAGGAGACCAAGAGCAAAAAGGAGCACGUCAAUGUUGUUAUCAUCGGCCAUGUCGAUGCCGGAAAAUCGACAAUUGGAGGACAAAUAAUGGCUUUAACUGGAAUGGUCGACAAGAGGACACUAGAGAAAUACGAAAAAGAAGCAAAGGAAAGGAGUAGAGAAUCGUGGUACCUUUCGUGGGCACUUGACACUAAUCAGGAAGAGCGAGAAAAAGGCAAGACAGUGGAGGUGGGACGUGCCUACUUUGAGACAGAUAAGAAGCACUUCACCAUUCUGGAUGCACCCGGCCACAAGAGUUUUGUGCCCAACAUGAUUGGAGGCACGGCACAAGCUGAUCUCGCCGUUCUCGUGAGUGAUUUCUCUCAUUGUUUAGUCAUAUUAAGGGCCAAGCCACACGAGGCACGUAGAACAGGGAGCUCACUCGAUGCACCAACCCAAUCGGCCAAUCGAGAGCUUGGUCCUUGUGCUGGCCGCACACUGAAAUGCGAAUGA
Messenger RNA from Nilaparvata lugens (brown planthopper), 558 nucleotides. Its product is annotated as eukaryotic peptide chain release factor GTP-binding subunit ERF3A-like. Gene Ontology annotation, biological process: translation. The coding region runs from base 1 to 558 and encodes 185 amino acids. Gene Ontology annotation, molecular function: GTPase activity; translation release factor activity; GTP binding. The record is from RefSeq and is a predicted model, not a curated record. The transcript has 3 exons. Gene Ontology annotation, cellular component: translation release factor complex. NCBI's taxonomy places the organism in Eukaryota, Metazoa, Arthropoda, Insecta, Hemiptera, Delphacidae.